ACAACAAAGUCCGCGUGCGCCCCGAGGUUCCUCGUAGGAAAAGUGUGUCCUGGGGUCUGGGCGCACCUUUGCUAAAUGUGAGGGACUACCGAGAGGAUGGGAUGGAUCUAGGCAGUGACGCCGGCAGUAGCAGCAGCAGCCGCGCCAGUUCACAGUCCAACUCCACGAAAGUGACCCCCUGCUCCGAGUGCAAAUCCUCAUCGUCGCCGGGGGGCAGCCUGGACUUGGUGUCUGCCCUGGAGGACUAUGAGGAGCCUUUUCCGGGCUACCAGAAGAAGGUGAUUGAUGAAUGGGCGCCGGAGGAGGAGGAAGAGGAGGACGAGCGAGGGUGCCGGGAUGACCGGUGUGCGGCUCCAGGGCCUGGGGACGUGAGUGCCAGGACCGGCGGCAGCGGCCGGGGCAGGAGCACCACCACGACCAUACCGCCCCCGAUGCCCAACGGCAACCUCCACCCACACGACCCCCAGGACCUCAGGCACAAUGGCAAUGUGGUGCUGCCUGGCCGGCUGAGCGGUACCCGGGUCCCCCGCCGGGCAACCCAGAAGCCCCAGCCGGCGGUGAGUCGGUACGGUGGUCGGGGCCCGGCGGCUGGGGGGCUCUGUCUCCAACCUCCGGACGGCGGGACUUGCGUCCCAGAAGAGCCUCCUGCACCUCCUAUGGACUGGGAGGCAUUGGAGAAGCAUCUGGCCGGGCUGCAGUUCCGGGAGCAGGAGGUGCGAAACCAGGGCCAGGCGAGGACCAACUCCACCUCCGCACAGAAAAAUGAGAGAGAGUCUAUCAGACAGAAGUUGGCACUUGGAAGCUUCUUUGAUGAUGGCCCAGGAAUUUAUACGAGCUGUAGCAAAAGUGGGAAGCCAAGUCUUUCUUCUCGAUUGCAGAGUGGGAUGAACCUGCAGAUAUGCUUUGUCAAUGACAGUGGCAGUGACAAGGACAGCGAUGCUGAUGACAGUAAGACUGAAACCAGCUUGGACACUCCCUUGUCUCCCAUGAGCAAGCAGAGUUCUUCCUAUUCUGAUAGAGACACCACUGAAGAAGAGUCAGAAUCCUUGGACGACAUGGACUUCCUCACAAGGCAAAAGAAAUUGCAAGCUGAAGCCAAGAUGGCCCUUGCCAUGGCCAAACCAAUGGCCAAGAUGCAAGUAGAAGUAGAAAAACAGAACAGGAAAAAGUCACCUGUUGCUGAUCUUCUGCCACACAUGCCUCAUAUAAGUGAAUGCUUAAUGAAAAGAAGUUUAAAACCCGCCGACCUGCGAGACAUGAGCAUUGGGCAGCUACAGGUGAUAGUCAACGAUCUGCACUCGCAGAUUGAAAGCUUGAACGAGGAGUUGGUCCAGCUGCUUCUCAUCCGGGAUGAGCUGCACACCGAGCAGGACGCCAUGCUGGUAGACAUCGAAGACUUGACCAGACACGCUGAAAGUCAGCAAAAGCACAUGGCAGAGAAAAUGCCUGCAAAGUGAGAAGAAGCCACCCAACCAGAGGACGAGCUAGAAUUUAUUUUGCUUCUGUGGUUGUAAAAAUGCUGUUACUAAAAGGUGGCGCAGAAACAAAUAAAUAUCAGUGUUAGUCAUUGAUAAUGUCUGAAGCUUAAUGUCCAGUGAUUGGCCUUUGCUUCUUAAUUUAUUUUAAUUUUUUUACUUGUGCCACUUAAUAUCAGGCAUUUUAAUAAGAUAUUGUUACAAAAAAUGUACAGUACUUACACCAUCACAAAUCAUGGUAAAUCAAGGAAGGUAGUUUUAACUUUAUUUUUAUUUGUUUAGAGAUUUUAAGUUGGAGCGGUAUUUACCAUUGACUACUUCCAUUCUUCACUGUAGUUUUAAAGAACUGUAAAUGACGGUGCUAUACAAGUCAAAAAAUACAUGCCUGCCUCGUAGUGAAGUUGUAGCUCUCCGUAAUAUGUAUAUUUUAAUCAGUUUUCAACAUUUUGUGAAUGUUGACUAUCUGAAGUUCAUUUUUAGACGUGCUAUUAACAUUCUGUUGGAUUCAGAGGGUUCCUUGGAAGUUUUAUGUAUAAAUAAUGUAAAAUAAAAAUUAAAACUUUGUUUCAUAUGAUA
This is a messenger RNA of Octodon degus (degu), 2051 nucleotides long. RefSeq names its product IQCJ-SCHIP1 readthrough transcript protein. Gene Ontology annotation, cellular component: cell junction; plasma membrane. The record is from RefSeq and is a predicted model, not a curated record. The transcript is spliced from 8 exons. Gene Ontology annotation, biological process: positive regulation of hippo signaling. Bases 102 to 1457 code for a protein of 451 amino acids. NCBI's taxonomy places the organism in Eukaryota, Metazoa, Chordata, Mammalia, Rodentia, Octodontidae.